AAAAUGUCCAGAAGAAAAUUGAGAGCAGUGGAAUACGAUCGUGACUAUAUUAAUUUCGAUGACGAUAAUGAGAUUCGCCGUCUAAUCGUCACUGUCGAAGAAGCCCAUCUGAAGUGUCGUGAUCAAAAUUGGUCUGCUCAGAUGCUUGACGAGCAGGAUGUAGCUAAAUGGACUGUGGAGCUUGAAAAAUAUUUUACCGAGUUUGGUGCACCGUCUGGAUGCUCCAGAGCGGCGGCGAUUGACUAUGUCUUGAACGCUGCUGUUCAAAAGAUUUAUGAACAGAAAGGCGGUGACACUGAACUCUGCUCGAGUCGGCUCAGAGAACAAGCUGAAAAAGUGCUCGAAGCACAUCGAGAUUCCCAAAAUCCACUUAACCGACUUGAUUAUUCUUCACCAAAUUUUGCUGAAAAUGCACGUGCUCUGUGCUCAAUUCUCGGCAUUUCUGCUCAUCACCCCGAUCCAAAAGUUCUAAUGAAAGCUGCUUGUUUGUAUAUUGCUGAAAAUUUGGGAGAUGAUGUGAUUGCUGAAGAGACUGAAGAAGUAUUGAAAAAUAAGAAAACUCUAAAUAUCAACGCGUUUCCAAUUGGAAUGCAAGCUCCAAAGAAUGGAGCCGUACAUUUUUCGGCUCGUCUUCUUCGUCUCAUUUGUUUACGACAAUUGCGAGUGGUCUCCAGAAUGAUCAACGAAACUCUUGUGGAAAUUCAAAACUUGACGAUGGACAUGUCAAAGCGAGCUGACUUGAAGCAGGUUCAAUACGGAAGAUAAAUAAAAUCUUUAAUUUUGUUUUUUUUUUCGGGUCUCUGUAGCACGCUGUAAAUUUAUUAAAAUAUUAAUUU
Caenorhabditis elegans is the source of this 836-nucleotide messenger RNA. RefSeq lists its product as uncharacterized. The transcript is spliced from 6 exons. The coding region runs from base 4 to 765 and encodes 253 amino acids. The record is from RefSeq and is marked reviewed. NCBI's taxonomy places the organism in Eukaryota, Metazoa, Nematoda, Chromadorea, Rhabditida, Rhabditidae.